Messenger RNA from Mucor velutinosus, 528 nucleotides. RefSeq lists its product as uncharacterized. The record is from RefSeq and is a predicted model, not a curated record. The transcript has a single exon. Lineage: Eukaryota; Fungi; Mucoromycota; Mucoromycetes; Mucorales; Mucoraceae. Bases 1 to 528 code for a protein of 175 amino acids.
AUGUCAUCCACCCUAUCGAGCAGCGACCGCAACUUUAUAGAAUUUACUCGCUGCUUAUACAAGGCCAAGUCAGUGGUACAAGAAUUGCAAGAAUUUAGCAAAACAGUUGGCCCAACAUUGUGUCUGUCUCCAUUUGCACAGAAGCAGAGCUAUGAUCCCAGAAUCUCAACGGAUGAAUUCAUAAAGCAUGUAAAUCAGUAUUUGGAAGAUUCUUUUCGAAAAUUCAACAACAUGUGCCGUGUGCUCCUGAUUGUCCUCACAAAAUUGGAAUCAAACCAGCCUGUUCGAAGAGAAAGAAUCGAUUCAUUUAGACAGGAAGUUUUGAACGAGUGGAAAAAAGCUGACAAAGUGCGACAAGAUCUACUGUUGUUAGUGCAAGAUUCAUAUCAAGUAUCCAAGCUGCCCUCGCCACAAUCAAUUCCAUCAAGCUCUGACUAUGACGAGGAAGACGAUGAGGGAGAAGAAGAGCCUGGCUCAGAAGCAAGCCUGGAGCCCACCUUAUCAGAAGACUCAACGACAUCAGUGUAG